AUGUAUCCGCAAGUCGAGGACUGGUCGUCUGAGCGGCUCCUAGCGGACGGCAUUGGGGACCUUCGCCCCUCGGUCGAUGACGCGGCGGUAUCCUGUGCCAGUGACUCAGAUCUCCCGAGGGGCCCUACAUCCCAUACCGUCGACACAUUCACCGCUUCAGGUCCGCUUCAGUCAUAUGAUGGGAAGUCUUGCUCUGACACGCAACAACUUUCAGAGCUUGACGAGGCUCUAUGCCUUUUCGCAAAGGAAACGGAGGGAUCGGACGAUCUCAGCACAUAUGAGCUGGGAGUGCAACGCUUUUGGACGCUGAACCAAGAGUGUGGUGGCGACAUCGGACAGACAAGAGGAAGAUUCAUGGACGAGGUACUCACAGCCGUCGAGAAGGGACUCGACAGAUCUAUCGUUACGGAGAGAAUGUGGUCCACUCGGAAGACUCGGGCACGGAAGAUGAUCAGGCGGCACCUUGCACGCGUGGUAGCAGGACCUGCUCUUGAGCACCUCAAAGUGCCCGUCCACGUUUCAUACCCGCGGAAGGCUGGCCUCAAUACAAGUCUGGCAGGACCUGCACAUAGGCCCCUCAAAGUGCCAGUCACCCACGAUCCUCACUCGAGGAGGGCUAGCCUCAACGCAACUUUUAUCAAAAGCAGCAUCCUGCAGGAACCAUCUAGGGUCUUGGCCCGAUUGGAACUUCUAAGAUCUGAGGAUGAGUCCGCGGCUAUCGACAGGCUGGUGGAGGAAGCAUGGAACGAGAGUCACGCCGGGUCCACCUCAGAGCUCGCUAUGGCCGGUGGACGUACUUCGAGCAACACCAGAAAGCGCCAUGGUCGUUUCCGAGAAGCUGCUAUAGAGCAUAUGUCCCGAGAGACCGAUCUCAUAUGUGUCUCCCGCAGAGAUUCGAUCGGAGCUACAUAG
Dioszegia hungarica is the source of this 912-nucleotide messenger RNA. RefSeq lists its product as uncharacterized. The transcript has a single exon. The record is from RefSeq and is a predicted model, not a curated record. Bases 1 to 912 code for a protein of 303 amino acids. Lineage: Eukaryota; Fungi; Basidiomycota; Tremellomycetes; Tremellales; Bulleribasidiaceae.